AUGAGACCUCCCGGCGGAAGCAGCAACGUUCGUCGGCAACCGAAAGAGUCGGCCUACUUACCACCAACUCCACUAAACAGCCACCGUGACUCUGACGCGAGUUUAGCCAGUAGCCGUCCAUCCUCCGUCGGAAUCCAUUCUCUCGACGUUUACAAAGACCGUUCGUACCAACAGAACGCAACCGCAACCAUCAAUUCAUUCCUGGCCUCUCAGGAUUUGAAUGUCUCUUUCAAACCUUUUUCCUCUCCUUCCGCCAAACACAUUCACCAAACCCUAAUCUUCCUCGUCGGACUCCUCGAUUUCAAUAUUAACAAAAUAGAAGAUCUUCCGCCACUUCUCAAAUUCAUGAAUUACCCUCACAAACUCAAUAAAUCUGUUCUCAAAUCCCCCGCUGCACCUCAUCAAUGGCCUUCCAUUCUCGCCCUCAUUCAUUGGCUUGUUCAGUCUUGUCAAAUUCAUCUCUCUUUUUCUUCUCCCUCCCACACCACCACUCUCCAAACCAACAACAUCGUCUUCCAGUAUUCUCUCAACGCUUAUCUAAAUUUCAUUAGAGGUGACGAUGAAGCCAUCUCCGAACUCGACCACGAAAUCCGCACCAGGAUUCUCCGUGAGAAGUCUAACGCUGACAAGACCCUUGCUGCCGCCGAACAAAAGGUCUCUGAAUUGGAGGCUCAAUUGGAGGGAUUGAGGUCUGCUCCUUCUCAGAAGGAUUUACUCGACAAAGAGAAGGAAAUGCUUCAAGGUGAUGUCAUUAAGUUUCACAAGAUUAUUGACGAGUUUGGGUUGCGGAUUGAGUCGAAAGAGAGGGAUUUGGUGGAGAAGGAGAAACAGUUGCAGGCUAAGGCCGUGGAGAGCGACAACAUAUGUCAAGAGAAUAAAAUGCUAAAGAAGAAGGUGGAGUCACAGCCUUUCAAUACUAGGGACGUUGAGAGGAUGAAAAGAGAGUUGCAGGCUGCUGAGAGGGAUGCUGGAGAGGCUGAACUUGCUAGGAAUGAUUGGGAGGAAAAGUGUUGGGAGCUUGACCGUACUCUCGCAAAUAACAUCAGAGACUUAGAACCUAUCACCAGGGAUUGCAACCAAGCCCUUAAGAGGUUGAAGAUUGGUAAUGACAUUCAAUAUGUGUUGAAUCCCAAGGGAACCACGCCUGCUGAGAUCAUGGGUAUUGAUUACAAAGUCACGCUGAAGCCUGCACUUAACUCAUUUGCAGAUGACAUCAAGAAAAGUACUGUGCUGAAAUUGGAAGAGGUGAUUGCUCUUCAACAAAAGUCCAAUGAAAGUGCUGCUAAGAUUGAGGGGAAAAGAAAUCAGCUUUCUGCACUACAGUUGCACAUCGAUCAACUGGAAACUCAAAUGAACUUGAUAAAGAAGGAAACUCAGGACUACACAAGUAGAUGUGCCGCUGAAGCUAAGAACAUGACGGAGGAUAUCCAGCUAGCAGAUCAUGAUAUGGGUAUUAUGGAAAGAGAGUCAGCUGAGAUUUUAAAGGCAUCUGAAUUGAAAUUGGAGGAAACGAACAGACAAUGUGAAGAAGAGGUUCAAAUGCAUGGUCUAGAACUCUAUAAGGUGAUUGACUCAGUCACCAAAUACAAAGAACAGUUGGGAUCUAAAGUCUCAAAGAUUAAAAGGGAACUCUUGGAAACUGUAACCGAAGUCGCAAAUAUAUAUAGAGAGGCAUUCCCAGAAAAAUAUAGUUACAUAUUGGAGGCAUGUAGCCAGAUUGAGAAAAUUGAAUGA
Vicia faba (fava bean) is the source of this 1734-nucleotide messenger RNA. The record is from the annotation of a GenBank genome assembly. Lineage: Eukaryota; Viridiplantae; Streptophyta; Magnoliopsida; Fabales; Fabaceae.